Schistocerca nitens (vagrant locust) is the source of this 831-nucleotide messenger RNA. RefSeq names its product translation initiation factor IF-2-like. Lineage: Eukaryota; Metazoa; Arthropoda; Insecta; Orthoptera; Acrididae. The transcript has 2 exons. The record is from RefSeq and is a predicted model, not a curated record. Bases 1 to 831 code for a protein of 276 amino acids.
AUGAAGGCCAAGGGGCGGCAGACGAGGCAGUGGAGGAAAAGGGGGCAGAAAGCAGAGGCGGGCGGGGGCGGGGAAAGGCAGAGGCCGGCGGGCGGGGGCGGGGAAAGGCAGAGGCCGGCGGGCGGGGGCGGGGAAAGGCAGAGGCCGGCGGGCGGGGGCGGGGAAAGGCAGAGGCCGGCGGGCGGGUGCGGGGAAAGGCAGAGGCCGGCGGGCGGGGGCGGGGAAAGGCAGAGGCCGGCGGGCGGGGGCGGGGAAAGGCAGAGGCCGGCGGGCGGGGGCGGGGAAAGGCAGAGGCCGGCGGGCGGGGGCGGGGAAAGGCAGAGGCCGGCGGGCGGGGGCGGGGAAAGGCAGAGGCCGGCGGGCGGGGGCGGGGAAAGGCAGAGGCAGGCGGGCGGGGGCGGGGAAAGGCAGAGGCAGGCGGGCGGGGAAAGGCAGAGGCAGGCGGGCGGGGAAAGGCAGAGGCAGGCAGGCGGGGGCGGGGAAAGGCAGAGGCAGGCGGGGGCGGGGAAAGGCAGAGGCAGGCGGGGGCGGGGAAAGGCAGAGGCAGGCGGGGGCGGGGAAAGGCAGAGGCAGGCGGGGGCGGGGAAAGGCAGAGGUUCCAACAAUCAGGCAGCUGACGCCCUAAGCAAGAUGUUUAGUGAAGACCCCAAAUCUCAGCAAGGGGGAGAGGAUGACUUCAGUAGUCAAGUGGUGAAUAGUGUCCUCACAGAGAUCCCUCAAUUAUUCAUUGACCUUAAAACCAAGCAGAAUGAGGAUCCACAUAUGGGUCCGAUCAAGUGGAAGGUCACUGCUGGCAAAGGCCUGCCCAGUUACUCUUUAACAGGUUGGUAA